AUGGAAAGUAAAAACGUGCGUAGUCCCCCAUCGAAAAAACCAUUCAAACUGCCUCCAAAACUUACUCCAAAAAUGUGGAAAAGGGACGAAGUGCUUGCCUUCCUCCACACAUACGAAGAAACAAUUCACCAUCCUGAUGAAGAUUGCUACGACAACGAAGAGGACAUUUGGAACAGCAUCUCGCACAAGCUAAACAACCAAGGCAUUGAGGUGUCUGCAGAUCACUGUAAAAGCAAAUGGAAUUUGCUUUACAAAACUUAUCUAGCAAAACCGAACCGCGAAGGUACUUUUUUUGAAAUCAUCAAACGUAUUGUAGAUGUCCCAUCCAGUUCGGAAGAGCAUAUUGAGGUAGCGGAAGUGUGUCCGACGAAGGAAGAUGUUCUGAUGUUGGACGAACGGAGUGACGACGAAUCACAUGGGUUGGAUGAGAGCACAGAAAAAACCAUCCACUCUGUUAGUAUGACUAUUGAGAAGGUUGUCGAUUCUCCCGUCCGGGACUCCAGUAGCCUGCGCACAUUGAUUGAAGCACUGUGCUAUAAGAUCGACUUAUUAACCGAGCAGCAGCAAAGACAAGAAAAACGCAUCGAAGAGGUUUAUCAAUUACAAAAGGGAAAUCAAUUAUGUUUAUUAGAAAUAAAAAAAUGUUUAGACAUCCCGUAAUGAAGUAACCAUUAAGUUAAAAGUUAAC
This is a messenger RNA of Anopheles nili, 688 nucleotides long. RefSeq lists its product as uncharacterized. Bases 1 to 660 code for a protein of 219 amino acids. Lineage: Eukaryota; Metazoa; Arthropoda; Insecta; Diptera; Culicidae. The transcript has 2 exons. The record is from RefSeq and is a predicted model, not a curated record.